Molecule: messenger RNA, 798 nt
Organism: Pneumocystis jirovecii RU7
Lineage: Eukaryota; Fungi; Ascomycota; Pneumocystomycetes; Pneumocystales; Pneumocystaceae
Exons: 6
Coding region: 1-798 (265 amino acids)
Biological process (GO): DNA replication
Cellular component (GO): nucleus; delta DNA polymerase complex
Source: RefSeq, a predicted model, not a curated record
AUGAAAUACAGUGAAACUUUGUCAUCAAAAGAAAUAUGUAGAAAAUAUGGAAUGAUUUAUCAUCCAAAUGUGGAGAUGGUAUCACCUGUUCUUCAGGAAUCAAAUAAAGAUGUUUUAGAAACAAAGUUUAUAGAUACUUCAUCCAAAACAAAUCUUCCUCAAGUUAACACUAUGAUUUCUCAAGAAAAGGAAAAGGAAAAAACUGCCUCUCAGAGUCAUUUUUCUCAAGUAGGGCAUAAUUUAAAAUCUUUAUCUGAAACUACUCAUAAAAAUGUCCCCAAAUUGGCUAAAAAGAAACUAAGUACGAUGGAAUCGUUUUUUAAUUUAAGCAUCAAUACAGAGUUGAAAAAUAAUUACUCGUCUCUUUCAAGUCCUACUACUUCAGUUGAAAUUUUAUCAGAAGCUGAAGAGGUGCAUAAUGAACAAAAUAUUAUUAAAAGACAGAAAGAAAUUGAUGAAUUAAAGAAAAUAAUGAUGACUAACCAAGAGGAAAAAGAUGAUGUGCCUGAUUCUUCUAAAGAUAUCUCAAAAGAUGAUAAGUCAUCUGUAGUUAAAAAUGAUCAAAUAGAUCCAAUUAAGAAGAAAAGAGGGCGGCGAAAGGUUUUGAAGAAAGUUACAUGUCGUGAUAAAAAAGGUUAUCUUGUUACAAAAAAUGAAUUCGUAUGGGAAUCAUUCUCUGAAGAUGAAAUAUUUAUUCCGCCAAAAUCAAAACUCGAUGUUGAAGGACCUAAAGAAACUGUAAAAAAUAAGACAAAGUUAAAUGAAACAAAAAUCACUUCGUUUUUUUCGAAGAAGUAA